Messenger RNA from Kwoniella mangroviensis CBS 8507, 1362 nucleotides. RefSeq lists its product as uncharacterized. The record is from RefSeq and is a predicted model, not a curated record. Gene Ontology annotation, biological process: mitotic DNA damage checkpoint signaling; protein phosphorylation. Gene Ontology annotation, cellular component: cytoplasm; nucleus. NCBI's taxonomy places the organism in Eukaryota, Fungi, Basidiomycota, Tremellomycetes, Tremellales, Cryptococcaceae. The transcript has 5 exons. Gene Ontology annotation, molecular function: protein serine/threonine kinase activity; ATP binding. Bases 1 to 1362 code for a protein of 453 amino acids.
AUGGUCAAUACAACUCAACCGAAAUUGAACAAACCAAAAUCCAAGAUCCGACUUAGGUUAGGACUUGGUUCACCCGACCAUAAAGCCAAACAACCCCAAACUCAGCAACAUCUCUCACCCAACCCAUCACCCAAUCCACUCUUAGCUUCUUCCACAUCUACUUCCAACUCUGGUAUCUCACGUACGGACUCUCGUUCAGCAUUCACCUAUGACUCAUCAUCUACUCCUUCACCACCUCAUAAAACUGAAUUCGACACUAUCUCCUAUAACACCAUCUCACCUGAAUCGCUGAUCUAUCAACAACCUAAUGGUCAUGCGAAUCAUAUCCACGGACAAAUCAAUGAAAGUUCAAGUACACUUAUAACAUCCUCCGAAGGAGGUGUAGAUGGUGAAUAUCAUGUGGAUUACCCUUCUCAUCAUCAUCAACAACAACAACAGCAGCAACAGGUAGUAAGACAGGAACAAUCUUAUUAUGGUGAAAGUGGUGAAGAAGAAGAUGAAAAAUACGAUAAUGGAGAAUCAACCUUACAUCCUGCUAUAUCUUCUAUCACAUCAGGAACAGAUGAUAUCUUUUCUAUAACCGAUCAACAACUUUCGGAUCGAUUCACGUUCAUAUCAGAAAUUGGAUUUGGGAAUUGGGGUAGUGUAUGGUUGUGUAAACCGAAACAUACGAGAUCGAGUCAUCUGUUCGAUCAGCACAAUGAGAAUGAAAGAGCGAUUUUGAAAUUGGGUAAGAAAGCUGCUGUUUCUGGUGGGACCGGUGCGGGUGGGAAGGUAGCUAUCAAGUUGGUUCAUAGAUCAAGGAGUGCUACCACCGCAGCAAGAGUGCGAGCUUUAUGGGGUGAGAUGAAGAUAAUUAGAUCAUUACGAUACGAACCUCAUCCUAGUAUCAUCCAAUUUGAAGCUUUUGUCAUCACUCCCACUUAUGCAAUAGUAAUCAUGCCGCACUUGGCCGAACUGAUCCCCGUCUGUCUCCCGCCUUCAAGAGCCACACCCUAUCUACGUCAAUUGGCAUCAGCCGUCGCGUACCUCCAUGAAAGAGGAAUCACUCAUAACGAUAUCAAACCUGCCAAUGUUCUUCUGAGCCAUAAUGAUAUUCCCGUAUUGGUCGAUUUCGGAUUCGCUCAACGAUGGGAUGUAAAUGCGAGAGGCAGUUUCUUGUCUUCUAUCUCUUGGGGGACACCUGAGUACCUUGAUCCGAUCAGAGCGAUGGGUAUGCCUCAUGAUGAGCGUGCUUCGGAUGUAUGGUCUUUGGGUAUCACAAUGUUCGAGAUCCUCAUUGGAAGGACACCUUUCGAGGAAAAUGAAGAAGAACAAUUUGCAACUCCCGAAGCGCUUGUACUUUACUACGAAAGAUCAUAG